AUGGGAAAUAUUCUCUGUGGCUGUUGUAAGUGCUCGCUGUCGUAGACCACAGCACUCGUGAUGCGCGGUGCGGCUACGUAGCUGAACCGAGUGGCGCCUUCGCCUUUGCUCCACAGGCGGUCGCUCGCGCAACGCUCAGUACGAGCCACUGCUGCUCGACAAUGAGCGCGACGCUGUAGCCGACUUGUUGCAAUAUCUCGAGAGUAAGUAGGGGCGUCAACAUGAAGCUCGUCGUAGCAUGCAGUCUGAGACAGGCCCACGUUUUCGCUAUCCGCCCAUGAGCAGACAGGGCAGAGACGGACUUUUUCACGGGCGACCCUCUUAGGUCUCUUUCCACCCUUUCAUUCAGCGACAAUGUCGACCUUCAGCGCAGCGCAGCCCUAGCGUUUGCGGAAAUUACGGAAAAGGAGGUGCGAGAGGUGGGCAGGGAUACGCUCGAGCCAAUCAUGUUCUUGCUGCAGAGCCACGAUGUCGAGGUUCAGCGCGCUGCCAGUGCAGCGCUUGGCAACUUGGCCGUGAAUUGUGAGUGGUCACGAUAGGCAGGAAAGGGGUGCGGCGGGCGCUCGGCCAAGGAGCUGCUCGGUACGCGUCCGUUGCACGACGUUGACCAAGUCAUCUCGUCCUACAGCCGAGAAUAAGCUUCUCAUUGUCAAGCUUGGCGGUCUCGAGCCCCUGAUCCGCCAAAUGCUCAGCCCGAACGUCGAGGUUCAGUGCAACGCAGUCGGAUGCAUCACCAACCUGGCAACGCAUGGUGCGUCGGACGCCCAGAGCGCGCUCGAAUGACCAAGUCACUGACAGAGCUGUUCUUCCGCAGACGAGAACAAGACCAAGAUCGCAAAAUCCGGCGCAUUGGUUCCGCUCACCCGCUUGGCCCGCUCGAAGGACAUGCGUGUUCAGAGAAACGCCACAGGUGCACUGCUGAACAUGACUCACAGCGACGAGAACAGGCAGCAGCUUGUCAAUGCAGGUGCUAUUCCCGUCUUGGUCGGUCUGCUGGGAAGCAGCGACACGGACGUCCAAUACUACUGCACAACCGCCCUGUCGAACAUUGCCGUGGAUGCUGCCAACCGCAAGAAGCUUGCGCAGACGGAGCCGAGGCUAGUCCAGAAUCUGAUCGGCCUCAUGGAAAGCUCCAGUUUAAAGGUGCAGUGCCAGUCCGCGCUGGCUCUUAGGAACCUCGCCUCGGACGAAAAGUACCAGCUCGAGAUCGUGCGCAGCAACGGACUGCCGCCUCUCCUCCGCCUUCUUCGCUCUUCAUUCUUGCCCCUCAUCCUUUCAGCUGCGGCAUGCGUUCGCAAUGUCAGCAUCCACCCUCUCAACGAAUCGCCGAUCAUUGACGCAGGCUUUUUGCACCCUUUGAUCGACUUGCUGAGCCACGAGGACAACGAAGAGAUACAAUGUCACGCCAUCUCGACACUGCGCAACCUCGCUGCAUCGUCGGAACGCAACAAGACGGCGAUUGUGGAAGCUGGCGCGGUCGAGCGUAUCAAGGAGCUAGUGCUCAACGUGCCUCUUUCUGUGCAGUCGGAAAUGACGGCCUGCGCAGCCGUGCUGGCUCUUUCAGAAGACCUCAAACCUCAACUACUCGAGAUGGGCAUCUGCGAGGUCUUGAUUCCCCUCACUGCCUCGCCAUCGGUAGAGGUUCAAGGAAACUCUGCUGCUGCUCUUGGCAACCUCAGCUCCAAGUCUGACGACUAUGCGCCUUUCAAUGCCGUCUGGUCUGAGCCAGAAGGCGGUCUGCAUGGCUACCUCGUCCGCUUCCUCGAAAGCGCCGACACGACCUUCCAGCACAUUGCAGUGUGGACAAUCGUUCAGCUGCUCGAGAGCGGCGAUGCUCAGCUCGAGCAAAACAUUCGCGAGUCUCAGCAGGUCUUGCCUCUCAUCCGACGCUUGUCUGACACGCCCGCGGGCAGCGAGCGAGGGGGAUCCGCCUUGGCAGGGCCCAAUGGCGAUGGAGGUUCUGACGAUGGUGGGGACGCGGAAGGCGAAAUUGCCAGCCUGGCCCGCCGAAUCCAAGACAUGCUUCUCGACGAUGGUGGUGCGUCAGCCAGCGCAUCGGAUGCGCACACCGAUGGCAGGUGA
Messenger RNA from Ceraceosorus bombacis, 2082 nucleotides. The record is from the annotation of a GenBank genome assembly. NCBI's taxonomy places the organism in Eukaryota, Fungi, Basidiomycota, Exobasidiomycetes, Ceraceosorales, Ceraceosoraceae.